AUGGCGUCGAAAUCGGCAGAGCUGAGUGGACUUGCGGAGGAGAAAAGGGCGUUGGAAUCGUCGAAAAAAGGCCGGAAGAGCGUCUCGAUCGAGGCCAAUGUUGAUCAAACGGACGCGAGCACUUUGACGGAAAAUCAUUCCCAAGACGAGGAUCGAAUGAAAACGUUGAAGGAAAAGCUCCAACAGGCGAACGCGAAGCUGUGCGAAACGAAAAACAAUUGCACGCACUUACGACAGGAACUUAACAAAGCCCAAAAGGUGCUGCGAAGCGAAUUAGGUGAGAGCGCGACAACGAUCGCGAGUUUGUUGUCGAGCCGCGGAGGGAGCGAGGGGGGGGGUUGGCGAGGUCGAGCGCAGCAGAUUCUUCGAUUGGAGCAAACGGUGGGGGAGCUGCGCGAGAAAUUGGGGGAUCGGCAAAGUUGCCAGUCUUUGGGAUCCGAACAGAGGAAUUUGGUCCAUUUGCGAAAUCUUGAGAAGGAGAGACGCCGGACGAUCGAAGAGCGGAGCCUGGAACUCGGGCGAGCGGAACUCGCGCUCCAGAAAAGCGAGAAACAACUCCAGGCCGCCAGGGCGAGGAUUAAAAUCUUGGAAAAUGACCUUAACAAAGCUCGAACGACUUUUACGCUUUUGAACGAAAAAAUAAUGCACGACGAUCGGCUCAUCGAGGCCCUUAACGCCCAGCUCGGAGCCGUCGAGGAAAAGUACCGCGAGCGCGAACGCCUCGCGAGGAACGAGAAAAACAAAGCCGAGGAAUCGUGCAAGGAUCUGAAAAACGAGUUGGCAGGCCUUAAAUCUCAGCUCGAUCUUCUCAGACUGAAACUCGCGGAGCGAGAAACCGAAAUUUCAAACUUGAGGAACCGUUCCGAGGAGCCAAAACGCCGAGGAACCGCCGAUCCCGCCGAAGUCGGUUCCGGGCCCCCGAACGUCAACGAUCCUCCAGCGAUCCACAGUCCCAGGGACUCCCAAAAAACGAUAAAUUCCUCGCCCAACGAAUACGUGACUUUGAGCCUCGCCGCUGAAGCCGAACGACAGCGACUCUUCGAACUCGUCGGUCUGCUGAACGGGCGAGUCGACAAAGAGCGAGCGGAAGUCGAUCGAGUUACAGGGCUGUUACGCCAGGAACGUUCGAAGAGUGCCAAGCUCGAGACGAAAUUGCAGAGACUCGAGAUGGAAAGAGUCGGAAUCGGAGCGGGAAGAUUCGAGGCCGGUUACAGCUGCAGAUCGAGAAGCUUCAAGUCUUCGGUGAACUUGGGUUCCAAACGCGAAGUCGGUGACCCUGAAAAGCUUCGGUUAAGGGUGGAGCUUCUCGAGGAAGAGUGUCUCACGCUGAAAGGCAGGUUGGCGACGAUCGAGCGCGACAAAGCCACGGACUUGGAGAUCUACAAGAAAAUGUUGCAGCAGGCCCGAGCCACGUUCCAGCAAGCUUUCAGUAUUUACAACCCGCAACCAAGCACAGGUGUGUUGCGGGUCCAAAGACGAAAAUUAGCUACUGCCACGUGGUAA
Molecule: messenger RNA, 1503 nt
Organism: Venturia canescens
Lineage: Eukaryota; Metazoa; Arthropoda; Insecta; Hymenoptera; Ichneumonidae
Product: coiled-coil domain-containing protein 13-like
Exons: 8
Coding region: 1-1503 (500 amino acids)
Source: RefSeq, a predicted model, not a curated record